Tyto alba (common barn owl) is the source of this 5458-nucleotide messenger RNA. RefSeq names its product solute carrier family 49 member 3 (gene SLC49A3). The record is from RefSeq and is a predicted model, not a curated record. NCBI's taxonomy places the organism in Eukaryota, Metazoa, Chordata, Aves, Strigiformes, Tytonidae. Gene Ontology annotation, molecular function: transmembrane transporter activity. The transcript is spliced from 10 exons. Gene Ontology annotation, cellular component: membrane. Bases 1164 to 2579 code for a protein of 471 amino acids. Gene Ontology annotation, biological process: transmembrane transport.
GCUAAAAUUUUUCAUGAACGAAUACUUGUAUGCAUGGUAACACUCCCAUUCUUCUAAAUAUGUCCAAAGUAUUUGAAAUAAAGGCUUUCUCACAGUAAAUGACACCAGGCUCUGACUGAGAGGGUGUUGUGCUGAGGAACCACAAAAGGGUUUCAGAGGGCUGAGCAAGAGGUGACAUGGUGGAUAACAGUGCCCUGCAGCCAUUUCUGGAAUUUCUGGAAUCCAUUAACCUGGUGGCUCAGCAUUUCUGAGGCUGAGCAGUAGGUGUGUGGUGGGUGUGGGAGGGUGAUCAAAUCUCAGGGUUGGGAGAAAGACAUCCUGGCACUAUCGAUGUCCAACCAACCUGAAGCCACAGGUCUUGUUUAAGAGUAAAGGAGGCUUUUGCUUUGCACUUUUGGCUUUUUGCCUUGGUGAGUUUUUGAGAAGGAGGUAACAGCUAGUCUGGGUGUCUCUGCUUUGGAGGAAGAAGAUACUGGUGUCUGCAGCAUAAUCAGUCAUAUAAAACCAUAACCAAACUGUACAUCCCAUAGCUGAGAGACCCCUGUGGGUCUUAAUAUCCUCCCCUCACUCUCCUCUAAUACUUUUUCUACUUCAGUAAGCAAAUACUUUUGACAGGGCUGCUCCUACAAGGCUUCUCCGUCCUACUGCCACCAGCACCCCCAACCACUGAAGCACUCUGGUGCUGUCCCAACGCAAGAGUUAACGGUGACAUUUACAAUAGGAGCACUACAAACUAGGAGCACUAGUGAUGUUGUUGCUGCUGUUGUUUUAAAGACACACGGAGCAAAAGAGGAAUUUUCUCUCCAAGCGUCUUAUCAGAACACCUUCCAAGCACCUAAGCAGUCCCAUUUCAGAGCACCGGGCUUUUCCCCUCUGCCAAGAGCAACAGGGCAAACACGGCUCCCUGAGCACUGGCAGCCAGCUCCGGGCCAGGUCCAGCACCCGUGGGAAAUGGCUGUGGCUGAGUUUGGCGCGGUCCCACACUGCGCACCUGCAGGGUUGCCCCACACUGCGGGCCGUGCCGAGCUGAGCUGUGCCGAGCGGAGCCGUGCCGUGCCGUGCCGAUCCCUGCCGGGCGGUAGACGGUGGCUCAGCCGGGGCCGCCCCGGGGCGGCCGGCGAGCGUGACGGGGCUGGGCGGUGCCGUGCCCGUGCCGCGCGGCAAUGGAGGGUGCCGAAUCGUCCAGCUUGCUAGGGGAGCGCGGCCUUGGGCGGCUGGCCCAGUUCAAGACCUACCGGCGGCGGUGGUUCCUGCUGGCCGCCGUGUGCCUGCUGAACUGCUCCAACGCCAUGCUGUGGCUGACGUUUGCUCCUGUGGCUGAUAAGACAGCUGCCUACUUCCAUGUUUCCCUGGAGAUGGUCAACUGGCUCUCGAUAGUGUAUCUCCUCAUCUCAAUCCCAUUUGGUCUGGUGGCAACAUGGGUUCUCGACAGCGUGGGGCUCAGAUGUGCUGUGAUCCUGAGUGCGUGGCUGAACAUGACGGGUAGCAUCAUCCGGAUGUUCAGCAUCCUGGAGUUCCUGAGUUUGGGUUCCCAGAGGUACUGGUACCUGUUUAUUGGACAAUGCUUCUGUGCACUGGCACAGCCCCUUAUCAUCUUUUCACCAACAAAACUGGCAGCACUGUGGUUUCCAGACCACCAGAGAGCAACAGCAAAUAUGAUCGCAUCAAUGUCUAAUCCCUUGGGUAUUCUCAUAGCAAACGUGCUGUCACCUGCACUAGUUCAUGAAGGAAAGCACAUCCCAUUGAUGCUGGGUGUUUAUGCCAUCCCAGCAAUAACAGCCUGUGCUCUAGCUACUGUGGGGAUUCACGAGAAGGUUCCUCCAACGCCUCCUUCGGCCAGUGCCACUAACUCCACCUCCCAGCCAUUCCUCACGGGGCUCAAAAUGCUCCUGAGAAACAAGCCUUACAUCAUCCUGGCAGUGUGCUUUGGAGGAGGAAUUGGGAUGUUCACCUGCUUUUCAGCUCUGUUAGAACAGAUCCUUUGUGAAAAAGGAUAUUCAAAUGACUUUUCUGGCCUGAAUGGUGCACUGUUCACAGUAUGUGGUUUGCUGGGUGCUUUCCUGCUAGGCCUGUAUGUCGAUCGGACGAGGAAGUUCAUAGAGUCCACCAAGAUUUGUUUCUGUCUGAGUGCACUUGCCAGCAUUGUGUUUGCAGUGACUUCUCGGUUCAGACAUCAGGCCAUCAUGCUGGCCAUCACCAGCUCACUCUUUGGUUUCUUCAGUUUUGCCAUCUACCCCAUUGCCAUGGAGCUGUCCGUGGAGUGCUCCUACCCUGUGGGAGAGGGUACAUCUACAGGCCUGAUUUUUGUCACAAGCCAGAUUGAAGGUGUGGUUUUAAUGAUUCUGCUACAAGCCUUCACCGUGCGUGUUUCUGAGGAUCCAUCCUCUACCUGCGCCCUUGACCAGGAUGGAGCCCUGGACUGGACAACUCCAGUACUGGUGCUGGCUGGCCUCUGCAGUGCUAUGGCUUGCUUCUACGUCAUCUUCUUCCACACUGACUACAAGAGGCUCCAUGCUGAGACAAACGGUGAUUUGAUCAAGGCAGAAGAUGAAGCAAUAGAAGAUGUUCCUGAAGCCUAACCAAGCCAAAAAGAGGAUGCCAAGGGCCCAGUAAGGGAAGGACUCAGACCUGUGGGCAGGAACCAUCACUGCAAAUGCUCAUCUGGCAGACUAGGAUAACUGGGUUCUGUUCCAUGACAGACAAGGGCUAGAGCAGAGUCACUGAGGCAACUUUGCUGUGGUUCCCUCAAUCUUGUAUUUACUUGUGAGUCUGAGCUGUAAGAAAGGCUGUGCUACCAGAAAGGUCAAAGUGGGACUGGACAACAAUGCAGGUAACGGAUUUUUAGCUGAUUCAAGCUCAAGAAAUGUUGCAGAGGAGAGGAGCAUCAUAUCUCAGACAUUUUUUCAUUUUAAUGUACUUGGAUCAGUGGUGAAGAUUUCAGAGGGGUAGAAGCCAUGCCUAUCACAAACGUAGUAGAAAACUUCUGUUUAAGGGCUGUGGUUCUUGUACACCCUAACAACUCUUCCACUCAAAAGUUAGAGCUAAUUGUGCCUCUUAGCUGAGGGGUGGUAGGAGCUAGAGCAUCCUUCCAUUGCAGCAAGGAAGCAUAAGUAUGUGAUUCGUAAUACAAGUCUGUUGCAAUGAGCUACUCUGUCCUCUCUUACAAACAAGAAAAGAAAAUCCCUACCUGCAGUGCCACCUAUAAAAGAAAGUAUCAGUCAGCAACAGAAGUUAAAUAUGGCAGUAUUGCUCAUGCUUCUAGUCCCCUGCCAGAUGCUGAGCCAUUCAGGACAAGCUGUUUUACUUGGUUUUCUGUUGUUUCUCCACCUCUCCUGUAAUUCUAGUGGUUUAAAUUUUCCACAGGAAGACACACCUGCUAGUGUAAGAUUAGGAUGGUGUACCCUCCCCAGGCCAAGUUAUGCUCUCGUAGGGAAACACUGAGAAGGGCAGCUCACUUUUUGGGGAUGCCACAGCAGUGCCUGGUGUGGUGGAGGCUGGCAGAAGAACUGGCAAAGAUGACCACUUAUAGAGAAUGCAGGGACCUGUCCUAAGUUUCUGCAGAUGAUAGGGGCUUUUUGGGGAAGACCAAGUAGGGAACAACAUGAACAAGCACCUUCCAGUUUUCUCUGCAACUGACAGCUAUGCUUCAGUGUUAGAAGAGACUGGGUAGUGACACAAAAAAAUCCCAUCUGAAGUUCAGUUACCCUAACAAUUGCAAUGGGUACAACUGGAUUUUUUGUUUUACAGUACUUCCACAGCAGUCCAGUGUCCUGCUUUGGUGUCCAGGUCUAGAUGUACAACCUGAGAACUUUUUGCCCUAUACCAUUUCAGUGGUAAAAAAAAUGAGAGACACUGUACAGAGGAGCUCUCAGUUCCUGAAUUAUCUUCCCCAUUAACAAGUGGAAAUCCUUCCCUUUGUAAAACACCUAGCUGCAUCUUUGUAGGGAGCCUGCUAGUUCCUACAGCUCCAGCCUUGCUUUCACCAAUAAGCACUGAUGUUUGUCAAAAGGGGCAAGAAGGAAGUCUGAAUCUGAGGUGAAACAAGAUCAGUUUGGACAUGUCAGAGGAAUGAGAUUAGAUGUCUUUUGCAAAACUAGCUGGUCAGUUCUGCAGCUCUGGACCUAAUACACCAAACAGAUUAACACCAAAUUUACCUGCCACUCCUGAAUCCUACUAUACUGGGAAGCAUGAAGCACUUGGUACUUUAUACUUUUAUAUAUUUACAAAUGCCUAUGUUUUUAAAUAAAGGGUGAUUUAAGAAAAUAUUAAUAUUUUCUCACUAUAUUAAACUUUAAAAACUAUUUUAUAGAUGCAAUGGUGCAUCAGAUUGCUAUGUAGCACAAAUCAAAGGUCUCUGUAUGUGCCAGAUGUGCAUUAAGUUGUGUUCAGAAUAAUGAUGUAUAGUGGUAUCUCAGAUCCUUAAAAUGACACUGUAAAAUUAGCUGUAGGUUAAACUACAGUUAGCUCUAUUUUGAAGGGUAGGUUAAAAGAGUGAGGAAAUAAUACUAGCAAAUAUCUCCAAAAUCUGCUGUUGCCCUAAUCAGAGAGGCUGCCUUGCACCAGCUAACUCUUAUCUUUAUCCAAGCAUAUAAAAGAGAUUUGAAAGGGGAGAUUUUUGUCUCUACUAAUGCAUGAGACAUAUAAAUGUGUAAGGCUAAUUCUGAAUUGUUAAUGUGUAGUUGCUCCUCCACUAUACAGUUUGCAUACCCUGGCAGCAUGCCACAGAAGUGGUGUGGCACUGCUAACAGUGAGGCCAGGUAGCUCACACAAAUACCUACUGUUGGAAGUGUGGGAAAAGCAAAACAGCAAAGAAACUGUAAAACACACAUUUCCUUAACACAUGGUGCCUAGAACAAACAUGGGUCAGGAUGAAGAUCCGGUGAUUUGUAUUGUCAUGGCACCAAGGAGGAAUGUGAAGCAAGGUGGAGGCCACACAGUCCUGUUCUUCCACUUUUCUCAAGGAAUGUUUUGACACAACUAUAUAGAUUUAUCUCCUGGUCUUCCGCUUUUCCCAAGGGACGUUUUGCACAACUCUGCAGACACUAUCUCCUGUGCUUCCUCUUUUCCUACAACUGCCUGCUUUUCCCACAACAACUCCGUGCACGUUGCACCAAGAAAUGUGCUGUGUCGUUACUCAAGAAACAAUGGAUUGACCACAGUCCCACCCACUCAUGCAUACACAUUUAGAUAAAUACUCCCCCAAGUUUGUACUCAGAGGGACAAUAAUCCAACACCAAAUUGGGGGGACAGAUCAAUGAGUUUGUUCUCCUUACUGGCCCACCCCCAGCAGGGACACCUUUUGGUAAGAUUUAUGCCCGCAGCUACUCAGGAAUUAAGUGUGUGAUUGCAAUUUUUUGUGUGUAGUGCUAUACAGCCAACCUGCAGUUUGUGCAUUUACUGUAGGCAAUCUCAAAGAAUCUGUAGAUGUUGCAUAAUAAUAAACCGUACUAUUUGCAUA